GAAGAAGAAGAAGAAGAAGAAGAAGCUGCACACCAGAAAAAGAAAGAAAGAGGUCAAGAGAACAGUUUGAUAUCAAGAUCUUUAAACACAAAGGUCUGUUUCUCCAAGCCACACUUGAAAAGCAAGUUAUGUGUGACGCAGAAUUCAUUAAAGAGGAGAGUGAAGACAUGAGUGUUACAGACACCAGCACAAUGAGAAAUGAAGACGCUGCGGAACAAAGAGACCUAAUUAAACUGGAAGAAACAACGGUAUCAGUAUGUCCUCAUUGUGGAAAGAGAUUGGGAAGUAAAGAGCAGCUUGUGAAGCACAUAAGAAUCCACACUGAAGAAAAGCCCUUCACCUGCCCUCAGUGUGGAAAGAGUUUCACAAGAAAAAGUUAUUUCAAGACCCACAUGAGAAUUCACACUGGAGAAAAGCCAUUCACAUGUGUUCAGUGUGGAAAGUGUUUCACAAACAAAAGUCAUCUAGUGAACCACAUAAAAAUUCACACCGGAGAAAAGCUACACAUGUGUGUUCAGUGUGGAAAAGGUUUCGCACAAAAAAGAACUCUAGAGGACCACAUGAGAAUUCACACUGGAGAAAAGCCGUAUGCAUGUGUUCAGUGUGGAAAGAGUUUCACUAAAAAAAGAACUCUAGAGGACCACAUGAGAGUUCACACUGGAGAGAGUCCAUACACAUGUGUUCAGUGUGGAAAGAGUUUCACUCAAAAAAGAUAUCAAGAUGUCCACAUGAGAAUUCACACUGAAGAAAUGCCAUUCACAUGUGUUCAGUGUGGAAAGAGUUUCACUCAAAAAAGAACUCUAGAGGAACACAUGAGAAUUCACACCGGAGAAAAGCCAUUCACAUGUGUUCAGUGUGGAAAGAGUUUCACAUACAAAAGUGUUCUUAAGACACACAUGAGAACUCACACUGGAGAAAAGCCGUAUGCAUGUGUUCAGUGUGGAAAGAGUUUCACACAAAAAAGAACUCUUGAGGACCACAUGAGAACUCACACUGGAGAGCGUCCAUACUCGUGUCUUCUGUGUGAAAAGAGUUUUGCAAAAAAAAAAGUUCUAGAGAAACACAUGAGAGUUCAUGCUGAAGAGCGCUCAUAACAAUGGCUCCAUUCACACUGUCAGUGUUUGAGAUUGUCUUCACAGAUGUGAUGUGAGUCUUUAAUGUUCUGUUCACAAUCAGCUCACAGCUGAAAUACUGUCUGUGUUCUGUUCCUGUGUCACUUCUGAAAACCAUAUAAAGACUUUUGGAUGUAACGUUUAUGUGCCGUCCAUUU
This is a messenger RNA of Triplophysa rosa, 1270 nucleotides long. RefSeq names its product gastrula zinc finger protein XlCGF8.2DB-like. The transcript is spliced from 3 exons. The record is from RefSeq and is a predicted model, not a curated record. NCBI's taxonomy places the organism in Eukaryota, Metazoa, Chordata, Actinopteri, Cypriniformes, Nemacheilidae. Bases 129 to 1094 code for a protein of 321 amino acids.